AUGGCGCGGGGCGACACACCAACUACCACCAUCACCACCCACGACCGCCCCGGCCAACCGCCUUUGGCCCAUCCGGUCGACCUCGAAGCAGCGGCCAACGCGGGGCAUAUUUGUGGUGUGGGGGCGCUGCCUCGUCUGCCAAUCACCCGCGCCCGAGGCCGAAUCUGCAGGGCGUUCAGCGGCACUCGAUGGGCCUGUCUCACCGGCCGCCGCGGGGGAAAGCGGGCCAUGGGGCACACAAGCCCGAUCGGAACGUUUGGCUGCGCUUUUCCCCACGGAUCAACCCGCUGUCAAAAACCAACACGGGAACGUGGUGCCUGA
This is a messenger RNA of Chaetomium globosum CBS 148.51, 321 nucleotides long. RefSeq lists its product as uncharacterized. The coding region runs from base 1 to 321 and encodes 106 amino acids. The record is from RefSeq and is a predicted model, not a curated record. The transcript has 2 exons. Lineage: Eukaryota; Fungi; Ascomycota; Sordariomycetes; Sordariales; Chaetomiaceae.